Messenger RNA from Rotaria sp. Silwood2, 732 nucleotides. The record is from the annotation of a GenBank genome assembly. NCBI's taxonomy places the organism in Eukaryota, Metazoa, Rotifera, Eurotatoria, Philodinida, Philodinidae.
AUGGCAACUAUAUUAUUGACUUAUCUUUUGCUUAUUAUUCCUGUUAAUGGUCAAUCACCGUGCGAUGAAAUAUCGUUUGUUGAUCGAGCUGGGUGGGGAGCACGAAAACCAACUUCAAUAACAAAUCUAACAAGGAAACCUCUUUCAUUUUAUGUUAUACAUCAUACUUAUCAACCUCCAAAUUGUUAUGAUGAUGUAUCAUGCAUUCAACGAGUACAAGCUAUUCAAGAUUUGCAUCAAAUUGAUCGAGGAUGGGUAGAUAUAGGUUAUCAUUUUUUAGUUGGUGAAAAUGGAAAAGUUUAUGAAGGUCGAGGAUGGGACCGUCAAGGCGCUCAUGCACCCGAAUGGAACGAUGAUGCAUAUGGUAUUUGUAUCAUUGGUGACUUCAGAACAGCAUCUCCAAAUGAAAAAGCAUUAAAUGCGGUAGAUUCAUGGAUUAGGUGUGGUAUUGCACUAGGCCAUGUCAAAAAAGAUUACUAUAUUAUUACUCAUCGACAAUCACAACGACCAGGUUAUACAGAAUGCCCUGGUGAUGGUACAUUUAAUGUCGUAAAUAAAUGGUCACGAUUUUGUUCAUUUCAAAAUUCUGGAGCUAAUUUAACUGUAAAUGAAACACGAGUAUCUCUUGGUCUUAAUUUCUGCGAAAAAGAACUUGGAUUAUCCUCAUCUGCUCCAAUACAUUUGUUUACGCCAAUUGUUUUAUUUCAUCUUUUAUUAACUUAUUUGUUCUAA